AUGUCCGAGGGGGACGUGUCGUUAAUACACGACGAGGACGUGUUACGGCGUAUGUGGCAACAGACGGAAGACUUUUCACGCAAGAAAGAAAUCCGUGCACACAUGUACAAGCUACGGGAGGAGCGCCUGCGCAAUCUUUACUCACCGGAGCCACAAGCUCGCUCCGAUAAUAAAGGUUGUGAGUUCACGGCACCGCAGGGGCAUGUGAAAUCCUUCGCGGACCAGACCUUCCAGUCCAUGAAGAGUAAGGAGGUGCGCGACGCGGGCUCCCCGCCCAAGGAGUUCACGUACCACGGCCAAGAUCUCAAGGCGCUCUCUAAUGCCGGAUGGAACGUAGAAUCUGAGCAGAAGACCACUGACGAUGGACACACUCACGUUAAAUCUGUUAACGCCAAUAUCGAGGGAAAGUACGACGUGGAAGGCGGGAAAGGACAGUUCGCUGCCGUCGACCAACAUAAGCAUGCCGUUACUGAGUACCACGAUGAUAACACCAGCCUAAAGAGGAACGAAAGUUCGUCAAAUACGGCUGCACGCGAGCACGUCGUGCGGCAGACAGAUGAUGGCACUCAGAUCUCGUCGGUGACGAGCUCCUCUACUGCCACGUCCAAAUAUCAACAAACGUCGUCCACAAAACAAGAAUCAGUGCCAUAUUUGACUAAUGAUGACUAUGACCAAUUUCGACAAACUUCAUACGACACUAACCGUAACGAAAACUUGACUACUACAAAACAAGUUACACAGAAUGACGAUUAUGAGCACAGUUUAAGAAAAAGUGAUCGUGUAACUGGGGAAUUAGAAUCGAGGAAAGUAGAAUAUCCUGAUGAGAAUACGAAAAUUGUGGUAGAAACAAGAUGCUUACCAGAUGGUACUAGAGUGACAAGCACUCGCCGCGAAUUUAGAGGACCGGCAGUACAGAGUACUCGUUCAGAACAACGCUCACAGCAAACUAGGAGUGAAAACAGAUCUACUUACUCCACUUCAUCGCAACAAAACACCGAUUACAAGGAAUCUACGUCUAAAAUUAUUAAUGACAACUUUGACAGUCGUGUUGCCGAUAUCGUCGAUUCCCAAAAACAGGUUGAUGAUUAUGAUUUCAAAAAUAAUCAUCAAACUGAUAUUUUACGUAAUGACAAAGUACAUAGUCAUAAUGUUACAAAAUCAACUGCAACGCAUACUGAGCACCAUGAACACCAUGAACCUAAAAAUCGUGAGCGUACAUCCCCUGUACCUGUUACAUCACAGAACAAACAAAAUAUCCAAUAUAUUAAUAAAGAUGUGGAAGAAAAAGUUCGUGACAUAUCCACAGAAAGGCGAGUUGAAGAAACAACUCAGAAAAAAAGCGAUGAGUACCAAACAACGUACCAGGCUGAAUUCACGCAAAAAAAUAAAGUGAGUAAUGACUGGAGUCCAACUCAUCAAGCUUGGGCUAGUACUCUUCGAGCUGACACCCCUACUUCCACUCGUCCAUCAACUAGAGCUUCAUCACCCGGUGGUCGCAACUUUCAAUCAAGCACUUCUUCUUUAAGAAGUAGCGUAAGUCCUGAUAAAAAUUAUAGAAAACCUUCCAGUCGUGGUGGAAGUCCAAACAAAUUUGAUCGAUAUUCACCGACACGUAAUACGUCUGAUAAAUAUUCUAGUACUCACUCUACUUACCAUGUUACUGAUGCUAAGACGACUAGAUAUUCUAGCCCUGAAGAACGUCCACUAGAAAGUAAUUUAUCUUCAAGUCCUAAUCAAAAACUUCAUGAUAAUGGCCGUCAAAGGCCAAGUGUUAGUCCCGAUAAAUAUCCCCGUAGUAGCAGACCAAGUGAGAGUCCUGAUCGAAAACAUACAUAUAGAACUAGUCCUGUUAAGGAAGUAUCUAAAGUGAGUCCUUCUUCAGAACAGGAAGUUAUAUAUAGAUAUAGCGCAAGUCCUGAGAGAAAACUGGCUAGUAAUACAAGAAGUAAUAUCACAACGAAAAAAAGUACUUAUACCAGCCCAGAAAGAAAGCCAAAUGAUAAUUCUCCAAAGGCAAGCUCUCCUACAAGGACCUUAACUAGAGAUGAAAUCCCAUUAAGAUCUAGUCAAAGCCCUGAUAAAAAAUCUAGCCAUCAACCAUCUCUGAAAGAUAAACCACACAAUGAUUCUAAAAAUAAAACACCAAUUGAAAAUUAUUCCAGGGCAACGUCACCAAAACGACCUUUAAAACAACAUGAAAGUUCUGUGCGACCAAGUUUGAGUCCUGACAAAAAUCAAACUGAAUAUCCCAAGGAGAGUUCAUCACCAAGAACACAAAAACCUCCCGCAGGUGAAAAACAUAUAGAGAAAUCUCCAACCAGAUCUCAGCCUUCAAAACCAAGCCCAAGUCCUGAAAGAAAACUCACCUCUCAGAGUCCUGAUCGCAAAUCUACCGGAAUAAGAAUGAUCAGUAAAAUUAAAGAUGAUCAUUAUAAGUUUGUCGAUGAAGAAACGAAAGUAUAUGAUUAUACGAAAAGUGAUACGAGAGAUGUAAUGAAAGACACUUUCUCAACUCCGAAAUACCCUGGUGUUCAUCAAAAAAGUCCGUCUCCAUCCAAGAAAUUACCUCAAGAUGUAACUGACUUCUGUCAUCCUGAUUCACCUCCUCGCUCAACACUUCGGAAACAAUCUAGAUCGCCAUCUCCUUCUAAAGGUUCAGUUUCGUUCAAACAACAUUUAGACCAUGUUGAGAAUACCGAAAAAACUUCGUCUAUAACUAGUGUUUCUACAAAUUAUAAUGAGAACUCCACUAUAACAAAACAUGAAGUAACAAAGAAUAGUGGUGCGCCAACGCCAGUAAAUGAUUUUCCUAAAGAAAUGUCUCCAUCCAAAUUUGGAACGUACGAUAAAAAACAACGUCAUUCUCAAGACUAUCAAGAUACAGAAAGUAUAACAACUAACAAUACAAAAUAUGAUUCUUUAACACGUCGGAAUAAAUCAAAUUCACCUACUAAAGUAUAUGAUUCUCCUGUUUCUCCUAAAAAAUCACCAAGAGGAAGUAUUUCUCCAGUUAAAUCUGUGAAUAAAGACAGCCAAUACAAUCAGACAAAUGAUUUUAUAUCCACAGAAAAAAUCAGAGAAGAAAGUACUAGGACUAAUAAAAGUCAUGCAAGACAGUUGGUCACACCAUCCACUAGUCCUACUAGAAAGCCUAAACCCUCUGAACAAGAACCUUCCACUGGCCAAAGUUCACCUACAACAUCAGUUAGUGGAUUUGUUUACUUUAGCAGUCCCCAAAUCGAUACUGUUGUAACCGAUAUAGAUGACAAAGAAUUCUGCUCUAAAGCAGAUAAUAUUGACGAGAGUACUAUAUCAAAAAGACCAGAAAGUCUACACAUAAAUAAUAAACGUUCUCCAUCACCAUCUAAAAUACCAUGUAGAUCUCCAACGCAAGACAAGCAUUCUUCAUCUAGAGAUACGCUUCCUAGAAAAAGUUCACUAAAAAAGCCUGUAACAAAUGAUAAUUUAAUAUCUCCAAUAGAGAAGCCACCAUCCAGUUUCCAGAUAUCUCCAACAGUUGAAGCACAGAACUUACCUGAACACAAAACUGUUAAAAAAGAACAUCCAGGAAAGCCUGACUCUGAGUCACCAGCAAAGUCAAAACCUCCAUUGAAAAGGCGAGAAACUUAUGAUGAACGAUGUAGAAAGAUUCUUGGCAUGCUUGAUGAUCAAACAACAUCAACCACGACUAUCGUAAAAGAGACGAUACAAACACCAGUAUCUAACAAGAAUACACCCAGCAUGUCACCUUGCGGUAGUCCAAAACAGCAAUCUCCCUAUAGAGAUGUUGAAGAGGAUACUAAUAUCAAAACGAAGAAUUUCAUAACUCAGGAACAAGAAAAUAUUCUGAAGACUCGUCAUAAUGAUAUUAUACCGGGAAAGAAAUCUAAAAUUCCCUCAAGGGAGAAUUCCCCUACUAAGGUUCACGAUGACAUUAUUCGUACUCGUACUACGACUACACAAGAUGAUAAAUCAACUUCUGAGGAUUUUUAUGAAAAUAUUACAACAGUAAAUAAAAAUUCAUCAUCAAAACACAAUAUUGAACAUACUACUAAUAAUAUUAAUAUCGAGAAAAAGCAAGUAGAAAGCAAUCCUAAGAAUGAACUUUCAUCAAGACCAGAGCGUUCUCCAGAGCGUCCUCGAUCAGGUUCUCCUUCGAAAACUUUAAAACACAAUGAAAUAAAACCUACAUCUAGGUCGGAUCGUGAUCAGCCACUGACUACAAAUAUAAUUCCUGAGAGUGCUCAUUUAAUAGAAGAUUCUGCUCCUGUUCAUCCUAAAUCUACAAUUAUAUCUAAGACUGACAAAUAUGACACCACACAUCUGGCACUAGAAGAAGAAAAUAUUUCAAAUAAAAUUACUAUAAAGAAACAUUCAUCUACACAAGACACUGCUCAUAAUAUAUCUACCAAGCAAUCUCAAGAACCUAAACAUUCUCGGACUCCUUCUCCGAACAAAACAAAUUAUAUUAAUAAUAAUGAAAAUAAUACAAGUUUCAUAACAUCGGAGAGAGAACAAGAAAUAUUGAACAGAGUCCAACAAUCUCUUAGAAAAUUGUCACCAAAACGCAAUGAAAGAUCACCGAGUCGAGAAAACAGUCCAACUAAAACGACUACUAGUUUACAAGAUUUAGACAUAAUGUCCACUCAGAAGACAAAUACUGAAGACAUUAAUAAAGAGAAAAUUAGUAGUGAUUUGACUGUAACAGUAAAAUCGACUGUAAACAACGAUAAACCGAAAGAACAAAGAUUAUCCAAUAAACCUUCAAGAAAUAUAUCUCCAGUAAAGAAAGCUACAAACAUAGCAUCUCCAGCUAAAGUAGGCAAGUCUUCCGAUUCUCCGACGAAAUCUAGAAGCAUAUCGCCCAAAAAAUCAGUUAGCGUUGAAAGACCUCAAUCGCCACAAUUAUCUAAAAUAAGUGGCAUCAAACCAAAGGAGACUACUCCUUCUCAGUUGGCUCGAAAACCUGGAUCAUUAUCACCAACAAAAAUAGAGAAAACAUCUAGUACUGAUAAUAAAAAAAUUAUAAAGCAAAAUAGCUUCACAAAAGCUACCUGUAAAACAACAACAAAUAAAGUUGUUCAUUUGCCAACUAAUAAAUCUGUUGAACCUGAUAUCAAACGUACACCUGUAACCAAAGGAAAUAAGGAAAAUACUAGUCCUAAGGCAGAUAUUAAUAAUGUAGUAACAAGAAGUUCAAGUGAUGUUGCCUUAAAAUAUAAGAAGCCUUCACCACAAAGAAUAAAAUCUAAACCAGAAAUACAAGUAAAUGAUAUAUCAACCACCAAAACGAAACAAAUAAAUUCAAAUGUUAAUAAAACUCAAAAAUUGUCGACUAAGGAAGCUCAUACAAAAUUACCAAAUAAACCUAAAUCUGCUACAGCGUUGAAUACACCUAUGGAUGAUGAUGACUUUAUUAUUGAUGUUCAACAAGCUAAAUCAUCUAGAGAAAAUUCUCCAGACAGGAUUUGUCCCACUCCGGUCGGUUUCAGUGAAGACAUUGGAACACCGAGAUUUCCUGAUGAAGUAAGUGAACCAGAUGAUGAUUUUCGUAAAAGAACUCACCACGUAAUUCAUGAAACGGAAUCUAUUGUAGAUGAUAUUGUCGAAAUAUCUGAAGACGAUGAACUCUUCGUUAAGAGGUUAAAUGCUGAUAACACUAUAGAAACUGACGAAUGUCUUUUAAGCGUUAAUGAUAAAGUUUCUAAAUUCACAAACAAAAUCGAAAAUAUAACUAAGCCUAAACAGUCAACUAUGCAAUUCAAAGAAACGGAAUGCAGAGUCCAUUCAGAUUAUACAUCUGAAAAAGUUGGCUCUGAUGAAUGUUUACUUUCUGUUUCCGAAAAAGUCAAUAAAUUUGCUAAAGGUCCACGAGGUAUACAAGAUAAUAGAAGUCCAACGCGUAGGAUCGUUGACGAAUAUGACACAAAUACAAUUUACCAGGAUGAUUACACCAAACUUAGUGUCAAUGAUAAAGCUCAUUUGUUUAUAGAAACAGCUGAAAAUUCUAAAACCUCCAAAAUUAAACCAGCACUAAAAAUCGAACGUCCAGAUAUAAGUGACGUUGACGAAUCCUUAAAACGUGAUGAUUGUUUACUUAGUGUGUCUGAUAAAGUAAACAAAUUUGUGAAAACUGCUGAGCAAUUUUUAAAUGAAGCAAUUGAAGUUGACGAAAAAGAGAUAAAAAUAAAAGAAAAACAUGAUAAAAUCAUGAAAAAAAUUACUGAUGAAGCAUCUGAGUCAAGUAAUGUUAUUGUUACUGAAGAUAUCGAUAGGGCUAAUGAAGUUAUUAGAAAACAGGAUCAGCAUAUAAAUAAAUUAGGCUCAUUUACAAAAGAAACUAUGUCUUCUCAAGCAAAAUCAAAAGAUCAUAUUAGCAGUCACCUAAAACCGACUGAAGGAACGCCUCCUGUUAAAAUAACAACUCGCAGCAAUGUAGCUGUAAAACAAGCAAAGGCUUUAUUUGAAAACAUAGCAUCAACAAAUCAAAAAAAUGCCGAUAUUAAAAAUACAACAACAAAAUUGACUGACAUUGGUGUAAUGAAAAAAUCUCCAAAAACUGAUUCGACAGUAGUUCUUCAUCCUUCUUUGGACGACUCUCCUAAUAUCACUGACAUUGAUAGUGAAAUAGAUGGCGUACCACAUUUACAGCCGGAGCCAAAAAAGCAGACUAUCACUGCACCAUCACCACAAUUUUCAAAUAAAGAUCACGGACGCUUAGCCCAAUCGCCUGAAGUACCAAGAAACAAAUCUCCAAUUAGACAAACAAUUCAAUCAACUAAAACAGUAUUUUCAAAAUAUCCAGUCACGGAUGGAGUUGAAUCUCAAAAACAUGUACAAUCCGAAAACGACAAAAAUGAGAAAUUGCAAGAUAAAGUGCCUGGUUAUCUAAGACCCACUAAAACUAGUCAGUAUAAGGAAGAAGUUAAAAUAACUGAGGAAUCUGAAGUUAGUAGUCGACGUGGUAGUGGGAAGUUUGGGGUCGAGCUUAGGCGUACUAGUGUGGAACGAUCUAGUGCAAGUAGUGAACGACGUCGCAGUGUUGACCACCAUCAGCCAUGCAUUGAAGAUAUUUUUGAUUUGGACCUCCUUGAACAAAUGUUGGAAAAGGUCGUGGGUUACGAGCAGCGGCGACGCAUUAGAGCACAAAUUCGAGUAGCAAGGAAAAAACAUGAAAUUGAUACGAACAUGAAUACAACUAAGCGGACAACUAUAAGUACCCCAAAAAACAAAUCUCCUGAACGUCAAACGACAACGCAUGAUAAACCAAAAUAUAUACUCCAUAAAACACUAUCGCCUGAUCGCCACACAAAAAUAGAAACAGUUACAGAAAAUCAUAAACAAUCUAAGGAAUCUCAUCUCAGGGUUGUAAAUGACUAUUCUAAAGAGCAAGUUAAAGAAAACUAUGAGAAACGUUCACGACCCUCAAGCCCGGAAAAAAUUGCAAAUAAAUCCAUUUCUAAGGCAAAAAGUCCUGUGCGUCAUCCAAGUCCAGAAAAGAAAACUAGACCACUAUCUCCAAGUAAAGCGGCUACACCUAAAUCCAAGCAAAAUCGCUUUAAUGAAUACGCGUCAGCUUACAUGAAGAAAGUUGGCUUAAAAGACUCUGAUAAAAUAAAGAUUACAGAUGUUAAUACGAAAAAAUCCACUGAAAUCCGUGACCAUAAAACGAUAAAACAUGAAGAACAUUUGACUCAAUCAAAAGCAACUAAAGAGACGACUACGACAGUAUCUCGCAAUAUAACUGAAAGAACAAGUUCCAAAGAUUCUAUAGAAAUUGUACAUGUCAAUGGGAAGCGGGCUACUUCGCCAGAGAAAAAAUCUAGUCCGGAACGAAUAAUCGAAAUACAAGUUGAGAAAGAACCUCGUCGCUCUUUGAGUCCUAUUCUAAAGAGACAGAGGUCAGACAUAAAAAAGAAAGAGUCAUCAGUAAAACAAUUAUCAGAUUUGGGAAAGAAAAUUCAAUCAACAACUCACGAGGACAAACCUUCGUGGGUAACAAAUAGGAAUUUAAAGAAGGUCACUGAAACGCGAACGUACAGCACAAAGAAACUGGAACCUGAAAAGCCGAAGUACCGAGCACCGAGUCCUUCCAAAGUCAUCUCGAAGCCCACAGAUGUCAUCACAUCGAGCUACGGUCCAGGACCACUAGAUGCCAAUGGGAAACCACUAUUCGGGAUCAAAGCGUUGAGAAACGGAGCCUCUAAUUACCAAGUGAAAGGCACGGUGAUCCGACAAGAGUUUCAUUCGCGGAACGGCGGCGAGCCAGAAGGCACGGUGUCAGUGACAGCGUAUUCCAACGAGCCUGAGGAACUGGAGCGGCUGCUGCAGGUGCAGGGCGAGCGACCUUCGAGGAUGCACGGGCUUGCGGCCAUCACGACCACCAAGAAAUUCGGAGGCCACACCGGCACCACGAUGCGGGAAGCUCACACUAAAGAAGAACGAGCAGCUUUGGAACAGUUCACUCAUUCUGAUCGUCGUGUAACCAACCGGGUUGACAAUGCAAGCAGAAGCUUUGACAAACACGACGACGCCUUAACAGAGUCCAGGAAAGUGGACAAACGGGGACAGAGAACUGAGGAGAGGAGGGAGAAAUCUGAAGAUAGACGGCAGAGAACUGAAGAGAAGCAGGAAAGAACUCAUGAUAGAAAAGAGAGGAUAGAGAAGAGGGAAGACAGGAAGACAGUGCGGCAGAGCUCAGUUAAAUCUCUUACUGAGAAGUUUAUAAAAAACGCAAAUGAGACCUCGAAGACUGAGCGGAUCUCGUACCCUAAAGCAGGUUUGAUACUGCGCACCGCCAACAUGAAGGACAACUUGUCCAGCGACUCCUCGGUGCACGCAGGUCUAGCGCGUACGGACAGCGACCACAGCCUGGCCUCCGUUGAAGACGUAGUGACCACCAGCACUACAGAGCGUGGCGACGGCCGGACGGUGACCACCACCACCACAACCCGCCGCUCGCAGCACCACGCGGCGGCACACGAGAAGAGCUUCCUUGACAGCACCACCAAGGUGACGGGCGUGCAAGACAUACUCACCAGGAUGAAGAACGCUGACAUUGUAAUCCAAGAUGGCGACAGUGUGGAGGACAGCGAAGCACGCGCGCUGCUCAACAAGUUCCUCGGCGCCACCGUGCUCAUGGCCGGCAUGCAGAACUACGUCACAGAGAAACCCGGGGGAAAACUCACUGUCAAACAGGAGACAGUCUGCAGCGGCGGUGGUAAGGUGACCAGUGAGCGCAGCGUGCAGCACAUCGACCUAGACCAGUGCUGGGACGAGCGCGUGCUCCGGAAACUUUUGGACGAGUGCAGUGAUUACGAGCAGCGUCGUCGUCUGCGCGCGCGUCUCCGCACACUGAUGGCUGAGCAAGAAGCAUGCGCGAGCGCCGUAACGGAGGCGUUGGCGGCGGCCGGCGAGGAGGGCGACAGCGCGGAGAGCAGCUCGGCACGCGAGGAAGAAAAAGUAACCACUGUGACAUCGAGCGUGAGGAGGAACUCAUCCGAGAAAACCGUUAGCAGUAGCACCACCACUAAAACAUCCAAAGUGCUGGAGAACGUGAGCCGGCCGGCGCCCAAGGUGUCCCCCUUUGCCAAAUUCCGCCAGCUCGAGAAACAAAAUUCAGUUAACAGUCCCAGCUCGCCCAAGACGCCGCAGAGCCCGGGCUCUCCGUCGCAGCCUUACUUCAAGUUCACGGACCCCACGGUGGCCUGCAGCGCGCUCACGAUUAAAGAGCGGCUGCUGCAAUGGUGUCGCGACAAGACUCGAGACUACGAGAAUGUGAAGUUGGAGAACUUCUCGACGAGCUGGGCGGACGGGCUGGCGUUCUGCGCGCUGGUGCACCACUUCCUGCCAAACACGUUUGACUACUCCAAGCUGACGCCGGAGCGGCGCCGCGCCAACUUCACGCUCGCCUUCAAAGUUGCUGAUGAGAAGGCGGGCAUCUACCCACUACUGGACGUGGACGACAUGGUGGCCAUGCGCAAGCCCGACUGGAAGUGCGUGUUCACGUACGUGCAGUCCAUACACCGCAGGUUCAAGGACCAGGACUGACCGCCGCCGCCCACCCACACCUGCUCUGUUCAGCUCUCUCAACGACACUAGCAAAACCCAGUGGUAGCACUCAUAUACUAUACUGAUUCUAAAUGUUUCGAGUUCAAAAUUAAA
Achroia grisella is the source of this 10164-nucleotide messenger RNA. RefSeq names its product microtubule-associated protein futsch. The coding region runs from base 1 to 10050 and encodes 3349 amino acids. The transcript has 18 exons. Gene Ontology annotation, molecular function: protein binding. The record is from RefSeq and is a predicted model, not a curated record. Lineage: Eukaryota; Metazoa; Arthropoda; Insecta; Lepidoptera; Pyralidae.